Molecule: messenger RNA, 2216 nt
Organism: Ictidomys tridecemlineatus (thirteen-lined ground squirrel)
Lineage: Eukaryota; Metazoa; Chordata; Mammalia; Rodentia; Sciuridae
Source: RefSeq, a predicted model, not a curated record
AUGCCGACCUCCGCAUCUCCCCCAUUCACUCCCUUCUGGGCUUCCAUCCAGCAGGGAGAAGAGGCGAUGCCUACGUCAACGCGGGGCUCAUUCGGUGUAAAACUUUCUUCUUCUGCGUAUACGCGGGGUGGUGGUGGCGGGGGAAGGGGCGGGGGAGCAAGGAGGGACGAGGCAGCACGAAGGCAGCAACCGCACCAGAGGCUGAGGCGCCGGCGGCGAACCAGCGACCCUAGCGCCGGGGUUAACCACGUCUCGUCCACGACCUCCCUAGGGGAGGAUUAUGAAGAUGAUGACCUAGUAAACUCUGAUGAGGUUAUGAAGAAACCAUGUCCAGUACAGAUUGUCCUUGCUCAUGAAGAUGACCAUAACUUUGAGCUUGAUGAAGAAGCUUUGGAGCAGAUACUGCUACAGGAGCACAUACGAGAUCUUAACAUAGUUGUGGUAUCUGUGGCAGGAGCUUUUCGUAAAGGGAAAUCAUUUCUGCUGGACUUCAUGCUUAGAUAUAUGUAUAACAAGGAUUCUCAAAGUUGGAUUGGUGGAAACAAUGAACCAUUGACCGGCUUUACAUGGCGAGGUGGUUGUGAAAGAGAAACAACAGGCAUACAAGUUUGGAAUGAAGUAUUUGUGAUUGACAGACCUAAUGGAACAAAAGUAUGUGGUGGUGACAAGCCUUACAUUGCACCUUCAGAUCUGGAGCGAAAACACUUGGAUCUCAAGGAAGUAGCACUUAAACAAUUUCGUUCUGUGAAAAAAAUGGGUGGAGAUGAGUUCUGCCGUCGUUAUCAGGACCAGCUUGAAGCUGAAAUUGAAGAAACCUAUGCAAAUUUUAUAAAGCACAAUGAUGGCAAAAAUAUCUUCUAUGCUGCUCGUACUCCUGCCACACUGUUUGCGGUCAUGUUUGCUAUGUAUAUAAUCUCAGGACUGACUGGCUUCAUUGGCCUGAACUCUAUAGCUGUCUUGUGUAACCUUGUCAUGGGGUUAGCACUGACAUCCCUUUGUACUUGGGCAUAUGUUAAAUACUCUGGGGAGUUCAGAGAAAUUGGAACAAUGAUUGAUCAGAUUGCUGAAACACUAUGGGAACAGGUUGGUAUCUAUCUUUUGGUUUUUCAGUGACUAAUCUCAUUUUCCCCAUGACUCCCUUUAUUCCCCACCCCUCCCCUGCAGUGUUUACAUAUCAACACAACUAUUUUCCGUUACAUGAAGAAUGAUAAAACUAUAUUUUAUGUUUUGUUUAGAUACAGAAUGUACUAAUUAAAAAUUUCUUUUUCUUUAAAAUCAUAAUGUAUUUUGGUUAGCUUAAAUCUGUAAUAUUCUCAGGAUAGAUUCUUAGUUAUAGGCCUGACUUUGCCAUCAGUGGGUAGGACCAGGAUCUCUAAUAAUAUUUUUUUUUUGUUUGAGAAAAUAAAAUAUAAUCAAUGAAUAGUUUUAAAGGUGAGGAAAAGAAGUUUGGAAGUAUAGUCAUGCUUUUGGAAAGAAAAAGAAGUUUCUUACACCAGCAAGAAGCAGUGCAGGAAAAACAUUGGAUGACAGACUCCUGUCAUUGCCUUCCAUGAAGAAAGUGGUGAUUUAUUGAUGUACUACAAGAAGCAAUCCCACAGAGAGGUUUUUCCAAAGAAACUUUGACUUCUGUACCAUGGAAAUACUAAAGGACAAAGUAAAGCAACCAUGAGCUGAGAAACCAACUUCAGUCAUAAUCUUUUACCUCAAAUUACAAUUCAAAGUCAGGCUGUGAACUCUUGUCCAGCAAGUAUCUACUAAGGAGUGCGGUUUUAUAUAUCUGCCACCUGUAUGUUGGAUUUGCCUGUGUAAAGAUAAUUCUCCUUAAGGAUGUCAUUAAAAUGAUCAUCAUGAGAUACCUGAACAUUAUCUCAAGGACCAGAAUAAAAGCUGAGGUUAUUAUCAUGAUGUGAAGGAGCAUUUUCAUGCUCCUUCUGAGCCAGUAAGGUGUUGAACCUAUUUAAAGAUUUAGGAUUUGCAGGUGUAUGUUUGUUUUUGGCUUUAAAGACUGAAGAAGCAGACCAUUUUUUGAAGAAAGUUGAUUAGAUGUUGACUUUUCUUGUAAUAGUGUGUUAAUUUGGGUUUUGCCUUUUCUCUUUAGGAAAGUAUUCUAUUUGUGUUUGGAUGUUUGUUAAAUUUUAGAAUUUUAUUUCUUUAUAAAUCUUACUACUUUAUGGUCCUUUGAUAAUUGCUAAUAGAAGAUGGAUUAAAAGCUAUCA